UGUGGUGAAUAGUAAGUUCAGACUGGGUUGUUUAUAUCUAACGCUGGUGUUUUUCUGGAGUAACCUCAGAGGCUGACAACCCAAACCGACACCCCACCCCCCACCCUCAUUCCUAAGAGUCCACAAGAAGUUGGAAGAAGAAGCGGCAGACUGCAGUUAGUAGCACAGUCCUGAGGAAUCCCAGCUGAGCGCAACAGACAAUAAAAUAGUUAUUUGUACAGUAAUUGUGAGGGCAACUUUCACUAUCUUGCCAAAGUGAAAUAAAGUGUUCCAGAGGCUUCGUGCGUCUGGGCGGAGUGAAAACUUUCCAUAAAUUGAAGAAGCUGCAACUGUACAAUGGAGCUUGUGUUGUUGAUGAUAAGCGCUUGGGCAGCUCCUGCUUUUGUUUCGGCAGCUGACGAGGACAAUGACAGUGCAUUUAAUUAUGACUAUGAAUCAUUGAGGAUUGGAGGCCUGGUUUUUGCAGUGGUGCUCUUCGUCUUGGGCAUUGCUCUCAUUGUCAGCCGGAAAUGCACCUGCUCAAAAAGUGACAAACCCAGACCCAGGGUUGACCCAGAAUCGGGUGGUAGAGCUUAGAUACUGUAUGUUGAAGUGCUUUCUAGAGAUUUUAGCUCAUCGAAACAAUUGAAGCUGACAAUUUCUUUCCAUGAAUGUGAUUUUAUUAUACAUUACACUGCUUAUGUUUGUAUGUUAAUGUUUUUAUAUGAUCAGUAGUACCUAAAUAGAGAGCCAAAUAGAUGUAUUAUGUAGUGUUUUGAUUGAUAGAUAUGAUUGUGUGACAUUUAAAUAAAAUGUCCCAAAGCCUAAA
Messenger RNA from Boleophthalmus pectinirostris (great blue-spotted mudskipper), 808 nucleotides. RefSeq names its product FXYD domain-containing ion transport regulator 6-like. Gene Ontology annotation, biological process: regulation of sodium ion transmembrane transporter activity. Gene Ontology annotation, molecular function: sodium channel regulator activity. The transcript has 9 exons. Lineage: Eukaryota; Metazoa; Chordata; Actinopteri; Gobiiformes; Gobiidae. Gene Ontology annotation, cellular component: membrane. The record is from RefSeq and is a predicted model, not a curated record. The coding region runs from base 337 to 576 and encodes 79 amino acids.